Messenger RNA from Hippocampus comes (tiger tail seahorse), 1954 nucleotides. RefSeq names its product glycerophosphodiester phosphodiesterase domain containing 5b (gene gdpd5b). The coding region runs from base 87 to 1850 and encodes 587 amino acids. Lineage: Eukaryota; Metazoa; Chordata; Actinopteri; Syngnathiformes; Syngnathidae. The record is from RefSeq and is a predicted model, not a curated record. Gene Ontology annotation, biological process: lipid metabolic process; positive regulation of neuron differentiation. Gene Ontology annotation, molecular function: glycerophosphodiester phosphodiesterase activity. The transcript has 15 exons. Gene Ontology annotation, cellular component: plasma membrane.
GUGAUACGUUUUCCUAAUAUUAUGUUGCAGCGUCCAUCCGGUCUGUGAGAUGUUUGACUUGUGGAAGCAGGACUGACAGAAGGAGCAUGGUCAAACACCAACCCCUCCAAGUCUAUGAGCGCCAGCUGUGUUUGUCUUGCAUCACCGGGAUCUACGGUUGCCGCUGGAAACGCUAUCAGCGCUCCCAUGAUGACACCACCAAGUGGGAGUUGCUGUGGUCCCUCGUCCUGCUUUUUACCUUCUGCGCUCUGCUGGUCUGGUUCUACUUCUGGCUGGAAGCGCACAAUGACUACAAUGAGUUUAACUGGUCCCUCUACAACCGCUCCGGCGAGUGGAGCGAUGGCACCGUUCCAGUCUUGGCCACCACCGCUGCUGGCUUCACCUACAUUGCCUUUUUAAUGGUUUUAGCCCUUUGUCACGUUGCUCUCGGCCAGCAGCUGAAUUUGCAUUGGUUGCAUAAGAUAGGAGUCACUGCAGCUCUGCUGACGACUGUCGUCGGGGUGAUCUCCAUCAAUGAAACAUGGCAGCACGAGUGGGACAUCAUCCCCAUCUCCUUGCAGGCCACGGGCCCGUUCCUGCACAUCGGUGCCGUUGCUGCAGCCACAGCUCUGUCCUGGAUAGUGGCCGGACAGGUCGCCCGCGCGGAUAAAACGUCGUUCCAGGUGGUGGUCCUGGUCCUGUAUCUCAGUUUGUUACUGGGUCUGUACGUGGUGCCGCUGUACAUCGCCUCCCCUUGCAUCAUGGACCCCAGCAACCUCAGGCCCCGCCCCGAUGUUAUUGGUCACCAGGGGGCCCCCAUGCUUGCGCCGGAGAACACAAUGUGGUCCUUUCAGCGAGCACUACAAAUGAAUGUCACAGGGUGGGAGACAGAUGUUGCAAUCAGCGUCGACGGCAUUCCAUUCCUGAUGCACGACCGAACCCUGCGCAGGACGACCGACGUCGAGAACAUUUUUCCCGACAGGCAGAUGGAGGACGGCGCGUUUUUCAAUUGGACCGAUCUGCAGCAGCUCAAUGCAGGACGGUGGUUCCUCAAGGACGACCCCUUCUGGACGACGCACACUCUUUCGUCCCACGAAAGAAGCCUAAUUGCAAACCAGAGUGUGUGCAGCCUCGAGGAGCUACUAAAACUGGCCUCUUACCACAACGCCACCGUGGUGUUCAGGCUCAGGAGACCCCCUGUGGGCCACCGCUGCUACCACAGCUGGAUCAAUGACACUCUGCAGGCCGUGGAGCGAUCCGGGGUUCCUCAAAGUCUGGUGAUGUGGACUCCGGACGAAGACAGGGAUCAGGUGAGACAGCUUGCACCCGGUCUGGUCCAGACAUCCUUGGUCAAGCAAGAUCCUCAACGCCUCAGAGAGGCGAGUAUCAGCCAGCUGGUACUCAGAUACAGCCAGGCGACCACUCGGGAAAUCAGGGACUUGUCGGAGAAAAACAUCAGCCUUACCCUCUACACGGUCAACGAGCCCUGGUUGUACUCGGUGCUGUGGUGCAGCGACGUGUCUGCUGUGUCAUCUGAGGCACCGCAUGUCCUCAAAAAGGUGCCUUACCCCAUCUGGCUCUUGAAACCAGAUGAAUACUGCCUGAUGUGGGUGUGUGCAGACCUCAUCUCCUUUGUGGCGGUCAUAGCAAUAUUCAUAUUACAGAAGUAUCGCACCAGCGGGAUGCGAAGCUACAACCCCGAGCAGAUCAUGUUGAGCGCCGCGGUGAGGAGGUCCAGUCGGGACCUCAACGUCAUGAAGGAGAAACUCAUCUUCUCCGAGGUGGGGAAUGGCGUCGGGAGCGGCGAGGAGCCGUAUGCGGACGGCCCCAAUGACUAUGACUACUACGCGGACAAAGGUGGGAGCCAAUGACGGAGCGAGCGAGCGAACCUCCGGUUGCUUUGUGUACAUUGUGUAAAUAAGCUUCGGCUUCCCGGACCCGCAUCGGACUCAGCACUUUUCCAAGCCGUGGAAUU